Molecule: messenger RNA, 3726 nt
Organism: Triticum aestivum (bread wheat)
Lineage: Eukaryota; Viridiplantae; Streptophyta; Magnoliopsida; Poales; Poaceae
Exons: 1
Coding region: 1241-2170 (309 amino acids)
Molecular function (GO): zinc ion binding; nucleic acid binding
Source: RefSeq, a predicted model, not a curated record
AUGUUCACCCCAAAGUUGGAUAAGCCCUAGUUGUUCCUUAGAGUAGUAUUUGAACAUUAUCCACAUUGUCAUUUGACUCCUGUGAAAACAUCCUUGUUUUCAGAUGGAACCCACGAGGCAGGUCGCGCGCCACACGACGGCCAUUGGUGCCUCAGGAUCACCUGCUGUGUUGGUUGAGAUGAUGACCUAUCUGGGUUAUCGCUGGCACCCUGAGUACACCGUCUAUGAGGAGUAUCAGGACUUCAACCAAGAGCAGUACCGUGCCAUCGUCCACCUCUACUCUCGGGAGUAUGACUCCACUACUGUGCUGCACACUGCUCAUGGUGUUGGAGUGACUAUCGAUAUGGCGGUCCAUGAUGCUGCUUAUGCUGCUCUGACACGUCUUCGUGGUGAGUAUCAGGAGUUGGACACCUCCCCCUUCAGGCACAUUGCUAUCGCAUCCGAUGUUGGUGCGGAGGGAUACUACACUGCUGCCUACUCCACUGUCACCCGAGAGCCCUUCUACCAUCAGAACCUGGUUCUGCAUGCUGAUGGGCUGGAUAGAGCUAACCGAGCUCUUCGCCACGAGUUGUACACCACCCGUCAGCGCCUGUAUCAUGCUCUGACGCUGUUGCACCCCUCUGUCCGCUCUGGUGAUCUAUCGCGUUCUGUGAUCUACCCUGCCCAGACCGUGAUGCCCCAGGGCGUCGGCUGGCCAGAUGUGGGAGGCUACUCUCCUGCAUUGGGUCCUCUCCUGCCACCCGCGCAUUGGGUUCCGCACCAGAGUAUCCGCGGACCCCAGGCUACUCGCGUGGAGGUCUUCCCUUCGCGUCACUACCAGCUAUCGGGCUACACCUACCUCCGCAGUACCGCAUGGGACUGACGUAGACUUGCUUAUUAGUGUUAGCUGCAUUUGCCGCGAGCCUGUGUGCCGCCUAUGAUGUCUUAGCCUAUGUGCUGAACACUGUGUAACGAACUCUAUGCAUGAUCUCCUUUGUAAGAUAUGCCGACUACUAUGUAGUAUCUAUCGUGCUGCUUUCGUUGUGCAUGUUUCAUCAUGAAUGAUUCUUGUUUUUGCAAAUUUCUCAAUGCUGAACUACCCCUAUUAAAUAUUAGCAGGAUGGUUAGACCAGGAGGUCGUGGUCGUGGUCGUGGUGGCAACGCCCCACCACCGCCUGAGUACAUGGCUGGGAUGAUGCAACAGUUUGAGCUGAAUCGUCAGUUCAUGGAGAAUAUUAUGGCUUAGUUUCCUCGCCCCAAUAUGAACCAGCAGCCAACCCAAGUGACUCUGCAAGAUUUCAUGCGCCUCAACCCAACCGUGUACCGCAGCUCAACUCAGCCUCUGGAUGCUGAUGACUGGCUCUAUGACAUCACCUAUGAGAUGGAGUCUGCUGAUGUAGCCCCUGCCAGCUAUGUCACCUUUGCUUCCUUCUUCCUGAAAGGACCCGCGGCUCAAUGGUGGGACAGCCACAGGCGUACUCUGCCAGCUGGAACAAUCAUCACCUGGCCAGACUUCCAAGCUGCCUUCCGUGCUCGCUUCAUUCCUCAGGGAGUCAUGGACCGGAAGAAGCGUGAGUUCCGCAACCUCACCCAAGGCAACAAAACUGUGGAAGCUUACCAGCGGGAGUUUCUUGACUUGUCCCGCUAUGCUGAAGAAGACAUUUCAACUGAUGCACGCAGACAGGAGAAGUUCCGUGAUGGCCUUCAAGCUGACAUCAAGCUCGCACUUCUAGUGCAUGACUUUGCUGAUUUUGCCACUCUGGUGAACAAGGCCAUCAAUGUCGAAACUGAUCUGCAGGAAUACCAGGGCUCUCACAAGCGCAACCGUGACACGGGCUCAUCUUCGGGCCCGUCUUCGCAGAAGCGUAAGAUAUGGAUUUCCAACAAUAUGUACCAGCCAAAUGCACCUGCCCCAAGGCAGACCUAUGCUGCACCUCGUCUGCCUGCUCCUCCAGCUAGGCAGCCAAGAUUUCCAGCUCCACCACCACAACCUCCUGUUCCCACUCUCAAUAAUGGUCUCUGCUACAAGUGUGGUCAGCCAGGUCACCGUGCUAGGGAUUGCAAUCAGAACCAGAAUCAACUGGCCCUCCCCACAGCUGGCCGUGGAAGCAACCAGCCUCGCAACAACAGUGCCAAGUCUUAUGGUCGUGUUCAUGCCGGCCAUGUUGAUCUCAAUGAAGUUCUAGACUAGCCUGCUACCGUGAUGGGUACACUCCUCGUAAAUUCAAUACCAGCAUCUGUUUUAUUUGAUACGGGAGCAUCACAUUCAUUCAUAUCAGCCGAGUUUGCAUUCAUGCAUGGCAUUAAAUACGAAGAGAUGAACACUGCGAUUGUGGUACACACUCCUGCGGGCCAGUGUCAAACCUCUAUGGUUAGUCACGAUGUUCCCAUUGAAAUUGAAGGACUGGAAUUCCUUGCCUCUCCCAUCGUACUGAAGUCCUGUAGCAUCGACCUCAUUCCGGGAAUGGAUUGGUUGAAAGCGCAUACUGCUUCUAUAGUUUGCGCCACUAAGGUCGUCCAUCUGCUACACCCUACUGAUGAAAUAAUUGCUUACCAAGCUCAUCUAGUUCAGAACGCUGAGGCAUGUCUUUAUGCCUUGAAUGCAUUGAACGCUGCACCACUCGAGGGCAUUGAAAACAUUCCCGUCGUUCAUGAAUUCCAAGAUGUCUUCCCAGAAGAACUUCCGGGGAUUCCCCCUGCUAGAGCUGUCGAAUUCAUCAUCGACUUGAAACUCGGCACUACCCCUAUAGCUAAACGACCCUACAAGAUGCCGCUGCAUGAACUCUUUGAGCUUAAGGAGGAAAUCGACAAAUCUCUUGUCAAAGGUUUCAUUCGCCCAAGUUGCUCUCCUUGGGGAGCACCUUCUCUCUUCGUUAAGAAGAAGGAUGGGACAAACCUAUUAGUCCAAGACUACCGUCCUAUAAACCAAGCUACCAUUCAGAAUAAAUAUCCUCUUCCUCGAAUCAAUGAUCUUUAUGAUCAACUGGCUGGCUCAUCAGUGUUCUCCAAACUUGACUUAAGGUUGGGUUACCACCAGAUCCGUGUUCGUGAAGAGGACAUCCCAAAAACCGCCUUCGUGACUCGGUAUGGAUCAUACGAGUACACCGUCAUGUCAUUCGGCUUAACGAAUGCUCCAGCCACCUUCUCUCGUCUGAUGAAUUAUAUAUUCAUGGAUUACCUCGACAAGUUCGUCAUGGUUUAUUUGGACGAUAUCCUUGUAUUUUCCAAGAACAAGGAAGAACAUGCUGAACAUCUUCGUCUUGUGCUGGAAAAGCUUCGGGAGCAUCAGUUGUAUGCUAAGUAUUCCAAGUGUGAAUUCUGGCUCCCCGAAGUAACCUAUCUUGGGCAUGUCAUCUCCAAAGAUGGUAUUGCCGUCAACCCUGAACGAUUUCAGGCUAUUCUCGAUUGGACUCCUCCGAAGAAUGUGAAGCAAGUCCGAAGUUUCCUCGGUCUCGCCAGCUAUUGUCAUCGAUUCGUCGAGAACUUCUCCAAGAUUGCCAGGCCCCUGACUAAUCUAUUGCAUAAGGGUGUCAAGUUUGACUGGACAGACAAGUGUCAGGAAAGUUUCCAGGCGCUCAAAGACAAGUUGACUUCUGCCCCCGUGCUUGCACCACCUGAUACUAAGAAGGACUUCAUCAUUUACUAUGACGCUUCCCGUCAAGGAUUAGGCUGUGUCCUAAUGCAGGAGCGCAUAGUGGUUGCUUAUGCCUCUCGUCAACUGCGCCCUCAUGAAGAAAACUACCCAGU